UGAUGAGGUGGUACAAAGAGAUAUCAUAAGCUGUGGCCGUUCAAAGUCGUCGCCGGUCACGAGGACCGGCCGACGAUUAUUGUGCAGCAUAAAGGCGAGGAGAGGCAGUUCGCGCCUGAGGAGAUCUCCGCCAUGGUGCUCGCCAAGAUGAAGGAGACCGCCGAGAUCUACCUCGGCACCACGGUCAGGGACGCCGUCGUCACCGUUCCUGUCUACUUCAACAACGCCCAGCGUGAGGCCACGAUUGACGCCGGUGUCAUCGCCGGCCUGAACGUCCUGCGCAUCAUCAACGAGCCGACCGCAGCCGCCAUCGCCUACGGUCUGGACAAGAUGCCCGUCACAAACGGAGAGAGGACGGUUCUUGUCUUUGAUCUUGGGGGUGGCACCUUGGAUGUCUCCCUGCUCAACAUCGAUCCGGGCGCGGACAUAGAGAUGGCUCUGUUCAACGUGAAGGCCAUCGCCGGUGACACUCACCUUGGCGGGGCCGAUUUCGACAACGAGAUGGUGAAGUACUCCAUACGGGAAUUCUUAAGGAAACACUGGAAAGUGGACAUCAGAAGCAACCAGAAGGCGCUCCGGCGGCUUAGGAAUGCCUGUGAGAGGGCUAAGAGGAUGCUUUCUUCCACUGCACAGACCACCAUUGAGGUCGACUCGCUUCAUGACGGCAUUGACUUCUCCACCACCAUCACCCGCUCCCGAUUCGAGGAGCUCAACAAGGACCUCUUCAGCAAGUGCAUGGAAGCUGUCGAGCGGUGCUUCCAGGACGCCAAGAUGGACAAGAGCAGAGUCCACGACGUCGUCCUCGUGGGCGGCUCCACCCGCAUGCCCAAGCUGCAGGCCAUGCUCAGGGAAUUCUUUAACGGCAAGGAGCUCUGCCGGACAAUCAACCCCGAUGAGGCCGUUGCCUACGGAGCCGCCAUCAAGGCCGCUUCCCUCCGCGGCAAGGCUGGCGGUGAUAAGAUGCGGAGCUUGCUGCUUCUCGACAUGACGCCGCUCUCACUUGGGGUCGAGACGAGAGGAGGUGUCAUGUCAGUGCUGAUCCCGCGGAACACCACCAUCCCGAGCAGGAAGGUGGACGAGUACACCACCACCUGCGACAACCAAACCAGUGUACUCAUUCAGGUGUACGAGGACGAGAGCGGGAGCACCAAGGACAACAAGCUGCUCGGCAAGUUUGAGCUCUGGGGCAUCCCCCCGGCGCCCAGGGGCGAACCUAAAAUCAAAGUCACCUUCGACAUCGACGUGAACGGUGUGCUGAACGUGUCGGCCCAGGACAAGACCACCGGGCGCAGCAACAACAUCACCAUCACCAGCAACAAGGGCCGGCUGAGCAAGCAGGAGAUCGAGCUCAUGGCGGAGGACUGCAGCCCGCAGGAGGUCAGGAUUUACAAGGGGAUAGCAGCAGAAUCAAUCAAUCAAGGAAGGCCGACCAGUUGAUGCUGCCAUUUCAUGAGGACGUUCUUCGUAUAGUAACUCAUGCUGUCAUUUCAUUUUCCAAUGCAAUAUGCGCCCAUCUAUACGUUUCCUUAUUUUCUGAACGAACUUCCGAAAACAUGGUGUGAUCAGUGAUACUGAAGUGGUCGUCUGUAUCUAUUAAAUGC
Panicum virgatum (switchgrass) is the source of this 1601-nucleotide messenger RNA. RefSeq names its product heat shock cognate 70 kDa protein-like. Gene Ontology annotation, biological process: cellular response to unfolded protein; protein refolding. Gene Ontology annotation, cellular component: cytoplasm. NCBI's taxonomy places the organism in Eukaryota, Viridiplantae, Streptophyta, Magnoliopsida, Poales, Poaceae. The transcript has a single exon. The record is from RefSeq and is a predicted model, not a curated record. Bases 133 to 1437 code for a protein of 434 amino acids. Gene Ontology annotation, molecular function: ATP-dependent protein folding chaperone; misfolded protein binding; ATP binding.